AUGAAGUUCCUCGCCGGCAUCCUCUUCUUCGCUGCUGCCUCCAUGGCCACUUCAGGACCUGCUCCGGGUGAUGACGACUACGGAAACAAUGGCCAAUGCCAGUCUGUCGGAAAACGUUGCAACUACAGCAUUUAUCCAGCGCUCGCUUGCUGUCCCCAGCUCAAGUGCUAUAUUCCUCCAGGAUCCCCUCCUGGUGCUUAUGGCUACUGCCGCAAGAACUAG
Molecule: messenger RNA, 222 nt
Organism: Clonostachys rhizophaga
Lineage: Eukaryota; Fungi; Ascomycota; Sordariomycetes; Hypocreales; Bionectriaceae
Source: the annotation of a GenBank genome assembly